AUGGAAAAAAUGUCACUGACAGAUAUCUCUCCUGGUACGGGUGAUCCUUCGCUUUCGCCAAACGCUUUUCCUCAACUACAGACCACAUCGGCUACAAGCUCUGCCCAUGAUCAAGAUUUUACACCAUUGGUAUCAGUUGUAGAUUUUCACCACGUUAGAGGUCCCGAAGUUGAGUUCUGGUUUGGAGCGCCUGAAAACUCUGAUCCCGCUAUAGAAAAUGACUGGCCUCUGUUACCAUUCAUGGCCCUUUCGGAUGGAGCUCACGCAAGUACUCAAGAGUUCUCCUACUUUACCCUUUUGCGCAAGGCAAACCCCUCCCAAACAGUUACCUCUCUGUUCGGAAUUGCAUGCAGUCGACAAAUUGAUGCUUCCAUGCUUAUAAAUAGACCACAUGACGUGACCCGAUCCACUGUUCAAAAAGCCGUGGUUGUUAUUGCCGACUCGCCACAGUCUUUUGGAAUGCUCAGAGAACGACUGAGUGUCGUGACAACAGCAUGGUUUACUCAACGCGAUUUUAAAGAUACCGAGAUUUUGAAACGCUUCCAGGAGAGCCUAUUAGAAGAGAAAGAGAGGACUGGAAUUGAAGCAGAAAGAGAGCGGGAAGCGUACCCAGGUUUGAGCCUGAGGGAGUUGGUCAGACAAUUCCGGUGGCAGACACUCGUGCUCUUUAAAUGUUGCUUGCUACAGCCCAAGAUGCUUUUUUUUGGCAGCAAGUGUGAAAAAUUAUGCAUGACACAGUUUUCCCUUAUAUCAUUAAUUCCAGGUCUUAUUCGCAACCUACAGGCGUGUGCCGAUCCAGAAUUGGAUUCAUACGAGAGGAAUAUGGCCAAGCCAACAAGUCUGAAGACGAGUGACAGGAACUCACUUUUAGCCUACAUGGGGAUGCCUUUACAUAUCUUUGGGAAGGGAAGUUUAUUUGGUCCUUACACCCCUCUACAACAGUUAGAUAUUCUCGCAGAUUUUGGUACGAAAUCCUACAUUGUCGGCUCAACAAAUUCACUAUUGUUACAGCAGAAAGAUCGCUAUAGCGAUAUCCUUAUCAAUCUCGAUGAAGACAGCAUAAAUAUAUCCUCCUCCUCAUUACGAUCCGCUCUUACCCUUUCUUUAGCAGAUCGUCGCUGGAUUGAUUUAAUUACUCAGUCGGUCAAUGAUACUUGGGAUGAAUCUAAUCCUUCGCGCCCAAAGAACAUGGGCUUUAUCGGCUCCGAUGAGUUCAUACGGCUCCAAUUUGAAGAAUAUCUGAUAUCGCUUCUUUCCUCGGUAAAAUACUAUAAAUACACGCUUGAACAUGAAAACAACCCCGGUGCAAUAAUUCUAGAAGUAGAAGGCGACCCUUCUUAUGACUUCGGUAAAGAAUGGAUGGAAGCUUGGACUCGCUCCGAGAACCAUCGUAUUUGGGAUUCCCAAACUGAUAGUCAACUAUUCGACAUUGUUGAACCCAAACAUCCUUGCGCUGGUGGACUCACCAUCGAAGAUGUAAAAGCGCGCAUGAUGGAGCAAGUGAAAGAGUUUCAUUUAGACGAAAGGUUUGCUGUGGGGAAAGAGAUACUGGGUCGUAAUCUGCUGGCCGGAAAAGAGAAAGCAAACACACUUUUGAGCAAACUUUACUCUGACAUGGAGGCCCUGCGUGAUAGUCAAAAACGCAAAGUUGAGGAGGCCAAGGACAAAGUACAGGAAAACGAUCGAGCAAUCCCUAUUGAAGUUGACACAAAUGUCGCACGUUUCACAGCACAAAGUGUAGGCAGUAAAGCUGGCGCCUAUAUUGGAAGUUGGGGAGUCUGGAUGGAAGAGAAACGUAAGACAGGCUGGGGUAGCACAUCUUUCCAGCGCAAGGCCGAAGAGCUAUCCGAAAAAGAGAAAACAACUGCUAAAGAGCCUGAAGAAAACAGUAAACACCACAAAAAAAGCUUUGCUGAGCCGUUCUUUGAUGCAGAUCAUCCCCUAAGCCCCGAGGACCCACAUUCUGCUACAACAUUAACUAGGAGCGAGACGAUCGUCUAUCCCUCCGACAUACCAAGCAAAGAGAGUAGUAAGAAAGAUGAUAAAGACAAGGCUCUUGUCUCGAUAGAAAUCAAGAAUCUCCAACAAACGGACUUCAAAAAACAGACAAGUGAGGUCAACUUUGCAUAA
Blumeria graminis f. sp. triticale is the source of this 2130-nucleotide messenger RNA. Lineage: Eukaryota; Fungi; Ascomycota; Leotiomycetes; Helotiales; Erysiphaceae. The record is from the annotation of a GenBank genome assembly.